Messenger RNA from Dipodomys spectabilis (banner-tailed kangaroo rat), 3978 nucleotides. It is a transcript of the gene Tbc1d8, whose product is annotated as TBC1 domain family member 8. The record is from RefSeq and is a predicted model, not a curated record. The coding region runs from base 148 to 3567 and encodes 1139 amino acids. The transcript has 20 exons. Lineage: Eukaryota; Metazoa; Chordata; Mammalia; Rodentia; Heteromyidae.
UGCAAGCGCCGGGUACGGAGCGGACUGCGGUUCCCGCGCGCAGCCGUCGCCACCACCGUCCCCUCUUCCCGAGCGGGGCUCGGCCCGGUGUGGCCAGCGGCCGGGGAGAUGUGAACCGGGGCCCGCGGGCGCGGCCGGGUCGCCGCGAUGUGGCUCAAGCCCGAGGAGGUGCUGCUGAAGAACGCGCUCAAGCUCUGGGUGACCCAGAAGAGCAGCUGUUACUUCAUCCUGCAGCGGCGCCGCGGGCACGGCGAAGGCGGUGGGCGCCUCACCGGUCGCCUGGUAGGUGCUCUGGAUGCAGUGCUGGAUUCCAAUGCUCGGAUUGCUCCGUUUCGAAUUCUGCUUCAAGUUCCCGGGUCCCAGGUUUAUUCUCCCAUAGCAUGUGGUGCCACAUUUGAGGAAAUCAACCAGCACUGGGACUGGCUGGAACAGAACCUCCUCCACACCUUGUCUGUUUUUGAUAAUAAAGAUGACAUUGCCAGCUUUGUCAAAGGGAAGGUGAAGGCUCUGAUUGCUGAGGAGACCAGCAGCAGGCUUGCAGAGCAGGAGGAGGAGCCCGAGAAGUUCCGAGAAGCCCUGGUGAAGUUCGAGGCUCGAUUCAACUUCCCUGAGGCUGAGAAGCUGGUCACCUACUACUCCUGCUGCUGCUGGAAGGGCCGGGUGCCUCGCCAGGGAUGGCUGUACCUCAGCAUCAACCACCUCUGCUUCUACUCUUUCUUCCUGGGCAAGGAACUUAAACUUGUGAUCCCAUGGGUUGAUAUCCAGAAGCUGGAAAGAACGUCUAAUGUCUUCCUGACGGAUACUAUCCGGAUCACCACACAGAACAAGGAGCGUGACUUUUCCAUGUUUCUGAACCUGGAUGAAGUGUUUCGGAUCAUGGAGCAGCUGGCUGAUGUGACACUCCGGAGGCUGCUGGAUAAUGAGGUGUUUGACUUGGACCCUGACCUGCAGGAGCCGAGCCAGAUCACCAAGAGGGAUCUCGAAGCCAGAGCACAGAACGAGUUCUUCCGGGCGUUCUUCAGGUUGCCGAGGAAAGAGAAGCUGCAGGCAGUUGUGGACUGCUCCUUGUGGACGCCCUUCAGUCGCUGCCACACAGUGGGCCGAAUGUUCACCUCUGACAGCUACAUCUGUUUUGCCAGCAGAGAAGAUGGCUGCUGUAAUGUUGUCCUUCCACUCCGAGAGAUUGUGAGCAUCGAGAAGAUGGAGGACACAAGCCUGCUGCCCAACCCCAUCAUUGUCAGCAUCCGGAGCAAGAUGGCCUUCCAGUUCAUCGAGCUCAAGGACAGAGACAUCUUGGUGGAGAGCCUGCUAGUGAGACUCAAGCAGGUUCACGCCAACCACCCUGUGCGAUAUGACACCUCCAGUGACGAUGACAUGACAUCCCCUUUGUUUUACUCAGCAAGCAUGUGUGGUGAGCACAAGUUUGGGGACCUUACAGUGGAGUCUUCUCAACAUCAUGAGGAAAGUGAGAAGAGCCCCCCACCGCACCCUGAGCCCCUGACUGCUGUCUUCCACCAGCGGUCAGGCUGCCAGAGCCCCGACUCCCGCCUGUCCCAAGAACAGAUCAAAAUCAGUCUAUGGAAUGACCACUUUGUGGAGUAUGGCCGGACCGUGUGUAUGUUCCGCACAGAGAAGAUCCGGAAGCUUGUAGCCAUGGGGAUCCCGGAAUCUUUGCGUGGAAGGCUCUGGCUCCUUUUUUCUGAUGCUGUGACAGACCUUGCUUCCAACCCCGGUUACUAUGGGACUCUGGUGGAGCAGUCCCUGGGGAGAUGCUGCCUGGUCACAGAGGAGAUAGAGCGGGACCUGCACCGCUCCCUGCCAGAGCAUCCCGCCUUCCAGAACGAGACAGGAAUUGCUGCCUUGAGGAGGGUGCUGACAGCCUAUGCCCAUCGGAACCCCAAGAUUGGAUAUUGCCAGUCCAUGAACAUCUUGACCUCUGUGUUGCUGCUCUAUGCCAAGGAGGAGGAAGCCUUUUGGUUGCUGGUUGCCGUGUGUGAACGCAUGUUGCCUGACUACUUCAACCAUCGAGUGAUCGGAGCUCAGGUGGACCAGUCUGUCUUUGAGGAGCUCAUCAAGGAGCACCUCCCAGAGCUGGCGGAGCACAUGACAGACCUCUCGGCCUUGGCAUCUGUCUCUCUGUCAUGGUUCCUGACUCUGUUCCUCAGCAUCAUGCCUCUGGAGAGUGCGGUGAAUGUGGUAGAUUGCUUCUUCUACGAUGGGAUCAAAGCUAUCUUCCAGCUGGGGCUGGCUGUGCUUGAAGCCAAUGCUGAGGAUCUGUGUAGCAGCAAAGACGACGGCCAGGCCUUGAUGAUCCUUAGCAGGUUUCUAGAUCACAUUAAGAAUGAAGACAGCCCUGGGCCCCCCAUCAGCAGCCACCAUGCCUUUUUCUCCGAUGACCAGGAGCCCUAUCCUGUGACUGACAUUGCCGACCUCAUCCGAGACUCUUAUGAGAAAUUUGGGAACCAGUCUGUGGAGCAGAUUGAACACCUGCGCUGCAAGCACAGAAUCAGAGUCCUACAAGGCCAUGAGGACACCACCAAGCAGAAUGUGCUCCGUGUUGUUAUCCCAGAAGUCUCGAUUCUUCCUGAAGACCUAGAGGAGCUCUAUGACUUAUUUAAGAGAGAACACAUGAUGAGCUGUUACUGGGAGCAGCCCAGGCCUGUGGCCUCACGUCAUGACCCUAGCAGGCCCUACGCUGAGCAAUACCGCAUAGAUGCCCGGCAGUUUGCACAUCUGUUCCAACUGGUUUCACCCUGGACCUGUGGGGCCCAUACAGAGAUCCUUGCUGAGAGGACGUUCAGGCUCCUCGACGACAACAUGGAUCAGCUCCUGGAAUUCAAGGCAUUUGUGAGCUGUCUAGAUAUUAUGUAUAAUGGAGAAAUGAAUGAGAAAAUUAAACUGCUGUACAGGCUUCAUAUCCCUCCAGCACUUACUGAAAAUGAUCGAGAUAGCCAGUCACCAUUGAAAAAUCCUCUGCUAUCCACAUCAAGACCCUUGGUUUUGGGGAAGCCCAAUGGUGAUUCAGUUGAUUAUCAGAAGCAGCUGAAGCAGAUGAUUAAGGAUUUAGCCAAAGAAAAAGAUAAAGCUGAAAAAGAGUUGCCCAAAAUGAGCCAGAGAGAGUUUAUCCAGUUUUGCAAGACUUUGUACAGCAUGUUCCACAGGGAUCCAGAAGAAAAUGACUUGUACCAAGCCAUUGCCACAGUCACCACACUGCUGCUGCAGAUCGGGGAAGUAGGCCAGCGGAGCAGCAGCUCAGGAAGCUGCUCCCAGGAGUGUGCAGAGGAGCUGCAGGCUUCAGCUCCUUCUCCUGAGCAAGACUCCGUGUUUGUGGACACUGGGAAGACUCCUCAGGACUCGCGGGCAUUUCCUGAGGCAGAAGGGGACUGGACUGUUUCCCUUGAACAUGUUUUGGCAUCACUUCUUACUGAACAGUCGCUAGUCAACUUUUUCGAAAAGCCACUAGACAUUAAAUCCAAACUUGAAAAUGCUAAGAUUAAUCAGUACAGCCUCAAAACUUUUGAAACAAGCCACCAACCACAGCCUGAUCUCAAGCUGAAUAACCUGUAGCAAGAUAAGCCUGCAGGGAGCACACUGGAGGUUGCUAUACCAAAGGAUGGACUGGGCUUACUUCUUUUUGGGUUAAGACUACAGACCCAAAUUUCAGAAACCACUUUAGCUGGACACAUGGAUACCCAAAACUGAUAGAACCAAGGACAAGAAAAGCCCUAGGCUGCUUUCACUCAGAAUGCUAACAGGACUGUUCAAGAAUCAAGUUCACUUUCAAGAUCUCAGCUACUGUGGGUGCAAUUGUAUUUGGCUUUUUUUGCACUAAUUUUGUUUCAAUGCUGGUAAUUGAAACCAUUUUAAUGUAUUUGGUUGUAUUCACUUUAUAUGUCCUUCCAAAAAUGUGUACAAAUCAUGCUUUCAAUGUUGGCCUCCGAGUUUUUAAAUAAGAAUUCUUUUUAUAUCAACUCAGUA